AAUACAGACACAUUGAUAACCUACUAGCCAAAUAAGAUUGCUAAGGUGAGAAAUGGGCAAUGUAGCUUCAUGCACUCCUUCCUUGACACCUAAUGGGGUCUUCAAGGUCCUAUUCUUAGAUGGGAGGCUGGAGGCCUACACAAAACCUAUGAGAGCUGCAGAACUGAUGCUAGAAUACUCUGGACAGUUUGUUUGUGACUCUAGCUACCUCAAAGUCGGACAUCGCAUUCAUGGGCUUCUAGCUGAUGACCAACUUGAAAAGCGCAAAUUCUACUUCCUUCUACCAAUAGAGCUGCUCUUCUCUGUGCUAACCCAUGAAGAAAUGAGCUCUCUUAAUUACAAAGCAUCCAGGGCUACCAAGCACGCAAGUUUUAACAACUUGGGAAAGAUUUUUCCAGUGUUUAGUGAAUUUUGUAUGUUCCCUUCUGAGCUUAAGAGAUUAGAAGAAGCUGAUAAUCAGCUUCAGGUGGUAAGGGACCCAGAACCAGCCGUCAAAAGGUACUCCAAGCAGAGAUCUUGGAGACCGGCACUGGAGACCAUUGAUGAAACUCUAUGAAGCCCCUAUAUGAACAUGAAUGUUCAUUUGUAUUGGGUAGAAAUUCUUGGAUUCUUUUUUUUUUUUUUAGUAAACAUAAGUUACUUUAGAAAUUAGAAUUAGUCCAUAGCUUGUUCAUUGAUCAAUUAAAGGAGUUUUCCCUCGACAAAAUAACAAAAUUUUGUGAGUGUGUGGGAGUUGUGGUAACAUCCUUGUAAUUAAUGUACGCGUUUUAUCGAAUAAAGAUGACCAAAUAUGCAGAGAUCUUGAACCAAA
This is a messenger RNA of Glycine soja, 811 nucleotides long. RefSeq lists its product as uncharacterized. The transcript has a single exon. The record is from RefSeq and is a predicted model, not a curated record. Lineage: Eukaryota; Viridiplantae; Streptophyta; Magnoliopsida; Fabales; Fabaceae. The coding region runs from base 53 to 556 and encodes 167 amino acids.